AACUUUCCACUAGUAGCACCACCUUGUCACAGUCAAAACACAUUACUUGGUGAACAUCUGCUUAUCGAUAGACACCACAUUUACAGAUGUUCCUUAAACGCCCCACACCGCAGGCUGCUGCUGGGUGGCUGCGGUGCUCAGACAGGUAUGUGACCACAACUGACCUUGAAAUGAGUGAAGUAGUACUUUCUAACGUCAGAUUUGUCCAAGAUGAAACUGAGUAAUUCUUUUCUACAUGAAACAUUGUAGAAAUUUCGAUGAGCAGAAAACAUCUCUUGUUCAGUAUCUUCCAGCCUCCAUUUGCCCUCUGAUCAUAAGGUGUGUUGUGUUGGACCUCUCUUUGCCCGCCUCCUGUUCCCUCAUUUUCUUUUUAAAUAAUCAGCUGCAUAUCACUUUAUCUUUUUUCAAGCACACAUCAACUAAACAGCUUGCUUUAUGCACCAGGCAGGGACAGACUGACAGAGCCACCGAAGUUAUAAGAGUAAUACAGUGACACCAAUACAGCUUAAUGAUCAUGAUUCUCACGCAUGAAUGCGACCAGUUGAAAUUUCAACUCGCAUACGCUCGAAAAAUGGUCGCAAAUGCGUCUCAGUCUAGAGCCCUGGAAAGGUAUAAAUGCAUAAUAAUGAAAAGGCAAUCCUCCACAGCCUCCAUAUGAUGACACCUGCCUGGCGCAGGUACACUGCAGCUUGGACAGCUGCCAGUGAAAUGGGUGUGAUGGCAGGGCAGUGCUACAAUGACAGGACUGAGAGGAAACCCGUUUUGGUAACGGUGUAAGCAUUUGAUUCACAGCAGCUCUAAAGAAACUGCAGCAUCUAACCCUAACUCAUCAGUGAGAGAUCCUGGUAAUGACAAGUGUCACACUGUUACUACUGAGGAAGAGGAUGAAAAUUCCAAGCUACAGAGAGCUAUUGAAGAAAUGAGACGACUUGAUGAAAUACUGUCUGCAAAAAUCUGCAGAGAAAAAGAAAUCCAACGUCAGAGGAAAGAACUUCAAGCCAAACUCUGGCAAGAGCUCCUGAAUAAACCUGAAGGUCACUCUGAAUGUGCUCAUGAAGCUUUAAACACAAAAUUGUUUUUAGCAUUGGAAGCACCUGCUGGCACAGAAGAAGAGGACAACUUUGUACCUGUGUUUGAAACUCAGGUUUCAGAAUGUGAAGAUCACAGAGACAACCAGCAUUUGGAGCAAAGUGAAAAGAAGCCAGACAGCUUGACAGACUCAUUGGAAGUUGGCUACAAAGACAAAGCAGAAGGCCAAUUUGAAUGCAGCCACUGUGGUGUUUCCAAAGGCAUGAAUAAACAGAAGGACUUUGUCAAAAGAAACAUUGAGUUAGUAAAUGGUGAAGGGGGUCAAGUGUUUUUGACCCAGGCAGAGAAAGCGCGUCUGGCUGAGCUCCUCCAAGAAAUAGACGAAGAGGACGGUGCCAGAGGUGCAGACAGCGAGGGGACCAUGUGGGCUGUGUCAGUCCUGACAGACGAGGGUUACACCCCCGAGCCCUCCGACUUGGAGCAGCUGAUUGACAUCGACUCCAAAAUUCACCAUCUCCAUCCUGACAAAGAUUUCCACUCCUACACAAGCUCUUACACAAACCUAAGCAUGUCUCAGGGCCCUGGCUCGAGGGCUGGCUGGAAGUGCAUUGGGGACCUGCAGCCAGGAGAGAAGGUCCUGCAGGAUAUAAAGGAGAGGAGAGGGCAGGAGAGGCGGCUCAGAGAGAUCCAACAGCAGCUGGAGAUCCUGGGCCAAGGCCAGGAGAUGACUGAUCGUUUACCAGAUCUUACUGAGGAGCAGUUACUUAGCCUGCUGGAUGAAUGUGAGCUGACUGAGAGAUGUAGCCAGGACCUCCAGACGAAUGACGCAGCGCCAUGAGACGUUAAAAAAGACUCAACUUGAAGCCCUGCUUUCAAAAUGCAUAAUUUCUGGGACCUUACUAUGAAUUCUCGUAGAGAAGCUGUGAAGCUUUUAGAUUGAUAAAGAUGCUAUAACGACGCUGUCAUUUACACACUGAUAUAAAACUCUGAACAUUUUACAUAAUGUGACCAUAGCAGAAAAAAUGUAGCCCUACAGUUUGGUUGACUGAAAAUGAAAGCUGCUAUUUUUGUCCUAA
Messenger RNA from Acanthochromis polyacanthus (spiny chromis), 2105 nucleotides. RefSeq names its product fibrous sheath interacting protein 1 (gene fsip1). NCBI's taxonomy places the organism in Eukaryota, Metazoa, Chordata, Actinopteri, Pomacentridae. The record is from RefSeq and is a predicted model, not a curated record. The transcript has 10 exons. Bases 920 to 1867 code for a protein of 315 amino acids.